Molecule: messenger RNA, 738 nt
Organism: Coregonus sp. 'balchen'
Lineage: Eukaryota; Metazoa; Chordata; Actinopteri; Salmoniformes; Salmonidae
Source: the annotation of a GenBank genome assembly
AUGAGGAAGACGUCAAGAGGAGCCGUGAGAAGUCAAAGACGCCGGAGAUCCAAGUCUCCCAUCCUCCACCCUCCAAAGUUCACCUACUGUGGUUCCAAGAUGUCGCCCUUGCCUGGCCACCUGAAACACAAGAGCCUGCCAGAGGCCGAGGGUUGCAGCUCCUCCCUGGGGAUCCCCGCCAAGAAGGAACUACUCUCCUCGGGCCACUCCUCCCCUGUGUUUGGCGGUGCUGGCUAUGAGCCCCACACCCCUGCUGCCUCUGGGGAAGGCCCCACAGCCAGGCUGGAGGGCAGCCCCAGACGGCCCCUGUCUGAAGACAAGGGUGUCCCAGAGGCAGCUCCCUGCGUAAGGGCUGAAGCCAAAACUGGAGCUGUGCCCUCUGACUUCAGGUCCCUGUCAAAGCUCCACAAGGGCGGGGGCCCGUGCAAGUGUCAGUGCCAAUGUCAGUGCCCGGGCUGGCAGGGCGUAGAGGUCUACUCCUUCACGGGCCUCCGUAACAUCCUCUCGGAGUGCGAGAGGAACCUGGCGAGCCCCGAGGACACGUCCCAGACCUCCCCGCACCAGAGAACUCAGACCGACGGGUCCACCACAUCAGCAUCAAGCUCCCCGCGUUCCUGUUCCGAACAGGCCCGGGCCUACGUUGAUGACAUCACAAUAGAGGACCUUUCUGGUUACAUGGAGUAUUAUCUUUAUAUCCCCAAGAAAAUGUCACAUAUGGCCGAGAUGAUGUAUACUUAA